GUGAAGAUGAAAAUAACCUCUCAGUUUCCAGCAAUUCUGCCAAAAGUGACGUCAAAGUCAAGUCAAGCGCUCAAUUGAACAUGAGGGGGGUAUACUUGCAUGUUCUGGGGGACGCCCUUGGGUCUGUUAUUGUUAUAAUUAGCGCUUUGAUCAUCAAGUACGCCUCUGGUAAAUGGACAGUUUAUGUUGAUCCUGGUAUGAGUAUUCUGAUGGUCUGUCUUAUUCUGAAAAGUUCCAUUCCACUCAUGCGAGAGUCAUCAAUGAUCUUGCUUCAAACUGUUCCUACCCAUAUUAAAAUCAAAGAAGUGCAAGAUCGGCUGUUGGGUCAUGUAGAGGGUGUGUUAGGUGUUCAUGAAUUCCAUGUCUGGCAGUUGGCUGGAAAUAAAAUUAUCGGUGAGUUCUGAAUAUGACUGGUGAAUGAUCUGUAAUUGAUAAAAGUCUCUUCAGUUUUCGAUCACACAGAUGACGUCAAAAUGUGGCAAAAAUAAACUAGUGGCAAACAAGGCAAAAGCGAAUGUCUCUCUGAUAUUCUGACUAUAAAGUUUGGCGUCAAGAACAAAACACUAAGCGGGGUCCUCUGCAUGUUUUGUACCGGCGUCAUAACGAUAACAAUCUCUUCCCCAGAGUCCAGUCCGCUAGGGUAAGGGUAACGCGGUUUCUGGGAACAAGUUUUACGUCAUAAAUCAUUCUCACUUGUUAAAUAGGCCUCUUCCGAGUUCCAAAAACUCUCACUUUUAAAGUGGGGCCUUUUCACCUUUCUUGUCAAAAUGAGUUAUAUUUGCAUGAGAAUAAAAAAACAUUUCCAUAUCAGAGGCAGAGCACUUAAUCUAGUUUUGAAACAGAGGCCCUGGGGAACUCGUAAAUGGCCCUUUGCGCAUGCUCCCACUUUAAUAACUGCCAUUACGUAAUCCGCUUUUGGCGUUAAUUUUAGCUUCAGCCCAUAUCAGAUGCCGAUCUCCAGAUGAAUACAUGGGUAUUGCCAGCAAGAUGAAGGGAUUUUUUCACAACGAGGGUAUCCACUCUACUACGAUCCAACCCGAGUUUGUAACUGAUGGCAAAAAAGGUAAUGAAUGUGCCUUGGAAUGUGGGCAGGACAAGGUAUGCGCAGGAGAGAGAUGCUGUCCUGAGGAGUCUGGAACUGAACUAAGGAAACGUUCUCCACUGAAUCACGACGAAGGCACCAUAAAUCAUAGGUUCAAUAUGGUUUAGAUUUAGUUAUUUUCAAGGACUGUAUUCUCUUAAAGCCUCCAACAGAAUCAUUUAGAACACUUUUAUUUUAUCAUUCAGAUAUUGGAUUGUAAUUCUAGUUAGCGGUCAGGUAUCUGGAGGGUUGCUAUCAGCUCUGAUUUUCAGAUUUAGACAAAUCUCUUUUCCUAGAGAUGAAUGUACAGUCGAACGGUCCCGGCGGACGGUCUCGGCGGACACUCCGUACAUUGACUCUUAAUUAAACCUCUCUAAAACGGUAACGGCCGCUAUAUGGUAUCCCUAACUGCCAUUCUGCCAAAAUAACCUCUCGACAACGACCAGUUUUUUCAGCGAGUGAUGAAUAAGUCAAGAUUGGCCGUCAUGAAAUUUGAUACGUAGGCGCGUUGAUGACUGAUCGCGGCAAUUGUAUUCAUUGAUUGGGGUUAUACUGCUACAUGCAGUAAGAACAAAUUGUCUACGAUACUUGUUCGUUUUGUCACGUUAACAGUUGUUUCAAAACAUUAUUCAAGUUUUUUGUGUGUAUUUUAUCUCUCUAUAUAUUAUUUAUGAUUGAAUUACACUCUUUUUUUGUAAUAAUAUAUUUUAUAAGAAUAUCGAGGCUGAGAUUUAUGAAAAUUUAUGAAUAUUUUAAGAAUAAACCGAAGGCCGAGAUUUUGAAAAAACGGCAAAACUAGCCAACAACUAAAUCACAAAAACCUUUCACUAACUAUAAUUGACACUCCCAAACAUUCUUAAACGGAAAUGUCAUAAGCUAUAAUUUAAGAAUAAUACAAAUUAUAUUUUCAGUCUUAAAUCAUGUAGCAGAAAAAUAAGAAUAUUCAGCAUGGGCCGGAAAAACAACAUUCUUAUUGAAAGAGUGUAACAUCAUAGGAUACAGUAAGCAUGAACGUAGCAAAAAAAAAA
Molecule: messenger RNA, 2109 nt
Organism: Porites evermanni
Lineage: Eukaryota; Metazoa; Cnidaria; Anthozoa; Scleractinia; Poritidae
Source: the annotation of a GenBank genome assembly